AUGGGUUCCUUAAAGUCAUUCAUCAAGGCCGUGCGGAAGGCCAAGACCAUCGCCGACGAGAGGGCUGUCGUCAGAAAAGAAUCCGCCGCCAUCAGAACCUCCUUUCGUGAUGCUACCUUGGAUCAAACCACCCGCAGAAUCAACAUCUCCAAGUUGUUAUACCUCUACAUCAUGGGAGAGAAGACCCAUUUCGGACAGGUAGAGUGCCUCAAGGUGUUGGCAUCGCCCAGAUUUGCCGACAAAAGGUUGGGCUACUUGGCCACCAUGUUGUUUUUGGACGAGAAUCAAGAAGUGUUGACGUUAUUGACCAACUCGUUGGACAACGAUAUGCAACACCCCAACGCGUUUAUCGUGGGGCUUGCAUUGUGCUGCUUGGGAAACAUCGCGUCUCCCGAAUUGGCACGGGAUCUCUACACCAACGUCGAGAAAAUCAUCACCACCAACAAUACCUACUUGAGAAAGAAAGCGUGUAUCGUGGCAGCCAAAUUGGUGGAAAAGGAUCCUGAUUUGUCGGAGUUCUUCUUGCAGAAGAUUCCCCAGCUAAUCAGCGACAAGCAGCCUGCUCCAUUGUUGGGUGCGUCCAAGUUGAUCCAGUCGUUGUACUACGCCAGCGAAGAGAACAGACCUGCGUUGAUCAAGACGAUCCCAAGCAUAGUUGCCCACUUGAAGAGAGUCACCACCAGUGGGUACAUGCCUGACUACGACGUGAUGGGCACCACCGAUCCGUUCCUUCAAGUGUCGUUAUUGUCUACCUUGCGUAUCUUGGCUACCGACGAACAAUGCCCCGCAGAAUAUUUGGAGCAGGUCAACGAUAUCUUGACACAGGUGGCCUCCAACCUUGAAAGCGGCAAGAAUGCUGCCCAUGCCAUUUUGUAUGAAUGUGUCAAGUCCAUUUUUGCGAUUCAAUCGGACCAAUCCUUGAAAAUCUUGGGUGUGAAUAUCUUGGGUAAGUUUUUGUCGACCAAGGAUAACAAUACCAGAUACGUUGCUCUCGAUACUUUGCUCAGCGUGAUUAACAUAGAACCUUUGGCUGUUCAAAGACAUAGAUCUACCAUAGUCAGCUGUUUAUCCGAUGGAGACAUUUCCAUCAGAAGAAGAGCUUUGGAACUUUCGUUUGCAAUCUUGAACGACCAAAACAUCAGAGUUUUGGCUAGGGAAAUCUUGGUUUUCUUGGAAGGAAGCGCAGACAGCGAAUUAAAACCUUACGCUACAUCUCAAUUGGUUAUUGCGGCAAGCAAAUACUCACCUAAUGACAAAUGGCAUUUUGAUACUCUUAUUAGAAUGUUGAAGGUAGCAGGAAAUUACGUCACUUCCGAUAUCCUGUCAAACAUCUUGGCACUCAUCCUUCAAUGUAACGACGGGGAAUUGAAAAAGCACGCAGUCACAAAGUUGUUGUCAUCUUGUCUCGAAGACAUGUCUCAAUUUAGUUUGUCAUUAAUCACCAUUUGGGCGGUCGGAGAGUAUGGUGACAUUGUUUUGGGUUCUAACAUCGAAGUCAAUGGGAAACAAGUGCUCGUCGAUGAAAAGAAAAUUCUUCAACUUAUUGACGAUCUAAUCAACAAUUCUACAUACUCAGAAAAUGAGAAUGUACAGUUGAUCUCAUACAUUUUGACAUCCAUCUUGAAAUUGUCUAUUAAGUUCAAGGAUUCACAAUCAAUUGAGAAAUUGAGAUUGAUGUUGAAUUCCAGAACCUACGAUAGCAAUUUGGAAAUUCAGAUAAGAGCAGUGGAGUACCAAGAGAUCUUUGCCCAGGAUGCCAAAUUGAAGAAAGGUUUGUUGGCAAGAAUGCCAGCUCCUCCUGUCAAGGAAAGAGAGUCUUUAUCAUUGAACAACUCCUCCAACAAGAAGACCAAAUCUUCUUCUAGCCACGGAUCUGCUGGUACUUCUACUACAGAAGAUUUGCUACUCGAUUUGAUGGAUGAUGGUGGCAAUGCCCCUGGGGCUUCAACUACUCAAAAUCAGUCUGAUUUGUUAUCGGAUAUCUUUGGCAAUAAUGGCAGCACACCUGCUGCAGCAUCCCAAACCAAGAACUCAGCAAUUCUUGACUUGUUUGACACUGCUCCAUCUGUUCCUGCUCCUCCACCCAAGUCUUCCAGUGCUACAGCCAUUCCUGCAUUCAACAACGACAACAUUAAGGUCUCCUUCACUCCUAAAUCGUUCACACAGAAUGGCCAAGCAUUGAUAGAAGCACAGGUGGACUCCAAUGCUUCAUCGGUCAUUGAGCACUUGCAAUUGCUCAUUGCGGUGCCAAAAACACAAAAAUUAUCCAUUUCUUCCACAUCUGGCGGCGAUUCGAUUACCCCUGGGGGGCCAUCAAUCUACCAAGUAUUGAAACUAGCUGGAAAGGAGGGUGCCAAAAUCAAGUUGAGAGUCAAGGUUAAAUACUCGUUGGAUGGACAAGUCCAAGAAGAUCAAUUUGAUUUUGCUGGCUUCAGCCAAACUUUAUAG
This is a messenger RNA of Suhomyces tanzawaensis NRRL Y-17324, 2448 nucleotides long. It is a transcript of the gene APL4, whose product is annotated as Apl4p. Lineage: Eukaryota; Fungi; Ascomycota; Pichiomycetes; Serinales; Debaryomycetaceae. The transcript has a single exon. Gene Ontology annotation, molecular function: clathrin-cargo adaptor activity. Bases 1 to 2448 code for a protein of 815 amino acids. The record is from RefSeq and is a predicted model, not a curated record. Gene Ontology annotation, biological process: intracellular protein transport; Golgi to vacuole transport; receptor-mediated endocytosis. Gene Ontology annotation, cellular component: Golgi apparatus; AP-1 adaptor complex; membrane coat.